Messenger RNA from Aethalodelphis obliquidens (Pacific white-sided dolphin), 1278 nucleotides. RefSeq names its product N-terminal EF-hand calcium binding protein 2 (gene NECAB2). The coding region runs from base 2 to 1162 and encodes 386 amino acids. The transcript has 13 exons. Lineage: Eukaryota; Metazoa; Chordata; Mammalia; Artiodactyla; Delphinidae. The record is from RefSeq and is a predicted model, not a curated record. Gene Ontology annotation, biological process: regulation of amyloid precursor protein biosynthetic process. Gene Ontology annotation, molecular function: calcium ion binding. Gene Ontology annotation, cellular component: cytoplasm.
GAUGUGCGAGCGGGCGGCGCGCCUGUGCAGGGCCGGCGCGCACAGGCUGCUCCGGGAGCCGCCGCCGCAGGGCAGGGCGCUGGGCGGGCUGCUGCGCUGGGUGGGCGCCAGGAUGGGCGAGCCCCGGGCGCCGCUGGCCCCCGCAGUCCCCGCAGCGGACCCCGGCCCCAGCCCGGGCCCCGCCUCGCCGCGCGGGGGCACCGCGGUAAUCCUGGACAUAUUCCGCCGUGCGGACAAAAAUGAUGACGGGAAGUUAUCCUUGGAGGAAUUCCAGCUCUUCUUUGCAGAUGGCGUCCUCAACGAGAAAGAACUAGAGGGUCUCUUCCACACCAUCGACUCGGACAAUACCAACCAUGUGGACACCAAGGAGCUGUGUGAUUACUUUGUGGACCACAUGGGGGACUACGAGGACGUCCUGGCCUCCCUGGAGACCUUGAAUCACUCUGUCCUGAAGGCCAUGGGCUACACCAAGAAGGUGUAUGAGGGUGGGAGCAACGUGGACCAGUUUGUGACACGCUUCCUCCUGAAGGAGACGGCCAAUCAGAUCCAGUCCCUGCUGAGCUCGGUGGAGAGUGCGGUGGAGGCCAUCGAAGAGCAGACCAGCCAGAUCCGACAGAACCACAGCGUGGUGGAGACCUGGUCUGGGAGCUCCACUCCCGUCUACGCCCACAACCACAAGCUCACGGCCGUGGAGCAAGGGAAGAGCUUCCCGCUUGUCACCUCAGACUCCAGGGAGGAGGGCCUGGAAGCCCAGAUCAGCAGGUUGGCGGGGCUGAUAGGACGGCUGGAGAGCAAGACCCUUUGGUUUGACUUCCAGCAGCAUCUCUCGGAUGAAGAAAGCACCAACAUGCAUCUGCAGCUGGUCCGGCAGGAGAUGGCCGUGUGCCCUGAGCAGCUGGUCGAGUUCCUGGACUCCCUGCGUCAGUACCUGAGGGGCACCGCCGGAGCCAGGAACUGCUUCCACAUCGCUGCCGUGAGGCUGGCGGACGGCGUCACCUUCGUGGUCUACGAGUUCUGGGAGACAGAGGAGGAGUGGAAGAUGCACCUGCAGAGCCCCGUGUGCAAGGCGUUCCGGCACGUCAAGGUGGACACGCUGAGCCAGCCCGAGGCCCUCUCCCGGAUCUCCGUGCCAGCUGCCUGGUGCACCCUGGGCCGCGACUGAGCCCCUGCCGCCCUGCUCCCUCUGAUGAAGGACGUGCACUCUUUUCUAGAAACUGUGGUAUACGAGCUGUCUUUUCAGUAGAAGAAGGUCUUUUCCCGCUGGUUGAAGUGAAGGCG